Messenger RNA from Parasteatoda tepidariorum (common house spider), 7495 nucleotides. RefSeq names its product MBT domain-containing protein 1. Gene Ontology annotation, molecular function: chromatin binding. The record is from RefSeq and is a predicted model, not a curated record. Gene Ontology annotation, biological process: negative regulation of DNA-templated transcription. NCBI's taxonomy places the organism in Eukaryota, Metazoa, Arthropoda, Arachnida, Araneae, Theridiidae. Gene Ontology annotation, cellular component: nucleus.
UGAACUUUUAAUGCAAGUUGUAAACAAAAACAAACCAAGGAAUUUGGAGUCCAGAUUGUUUGCCAGUUUAAAUCGAGUUAAAUAAAUAAAAUAAUAUAAACGAUUCAAAUAUUUAGCAUGUUAUUGAAGAUAAGAAUCGUUAUUUGUAAUUUAAUGCAUUGCGAUAUCCUCAUAAUUAAUUCUAUCCAAAAAAUUUACAAUGUUUCGUUUUGAUCUAAAUAAAACUUCUCAUUAGUUUUUAGGACAGCCAACAGUAUUAAGGGUCUAAUUUAAGCUUGAGUCAGUAAAAUGAUUGAAGGCUCCCACAAUUGGCGUAGUUACCUCUCGAGGAAUGAUUUUGUAGCUGCUCCUGUAUCUUGUUUCAAGCAUGUUGCUUUAUCUAGAAGUUGGGAUAGCAUAACUGCAGGUAUCUUAGUAGAAGUCAGAAGUCCCGACUGUACAACUUGUUGUCCUUCUACUCCCUGCUGUUAUUGGAUUGCUGCAGUUGUUAAAGUGUCUGGUUAUUUAGGUUUGCUUCGAUAUGAAGGUUUUGAAUCUGAUAGUAGUCAAGAUUUCUGGCUUAAUCUGUGUUCAAAUACGAAUAUCCAUCCUAUUGGUUGGUGUGCUGAAAAUGGAAUGCCAUUGGUUCCCCCAAAAUGUAUUGAGGACAAACACACUGAUUGGAAAGAUUACUUAAUGAGAAGGAUUUCUAGAUCUCGUACAAUACCAGCUGAUUUUUCUUACAAAGUUGAGGAGCACAAACAUACCACAAUAAAAAAAGGAAUGAAUCUUGAAGUAGUCGAUAAAAAUUUAAUAUCGGCUGUAAGACCAGCAACAGUUAGUGAAGUGAUUGGAGGCCGGUUGCAUGUGAAAUAUGAUGAUACAGAAGCGUCUGAUGAUGGUUUUUGGUGUCAUGAAAAAUCCUCAUUAAUUCAUCCCGUCGGCUGGGCUCAGAUUAUUGGACAUGCUUUGAAAUCUAAACCAGAAUACGCUAUGCAGUCUUUGAAAAAAACAUUGUUUCGAACUUUUGAUUCCAAUGAUGCAACAUGGGACAUGUUUUUACCUGCAUGUUAUCCCAAUAAAAACAUGAAGUAUAAGGAAGGAAUGAAACUCGAAGCAAUCGAUCCUCUUAACUUAUCAACAAUAUGUGUAGCUACUGUGUUAGAAGUAUUGAGAGACAAUUAUCUCAUGAUUGGAAUUGAUGGCAUGGCUACUGCAGAUGGAUCAGAUUCAUUUUGUUAUCAUGCAUCGUCGCCCUACAUCUUUCCAGUGGGAUUUUGUGAAUCUAAUUCAAUUGAUCUAACUCCUCCCAAAGGCUAUAAAGGUGAAUUUAAAUGGCAUGAAUAUUUGAAGAAAGCGAAAGCAAAACCAGCACCCUACGCACUGUUUCAAAGAGACAUCCCAAAUCAUGGUUUUAUUGAAGGGAUGUACCUUGAAGCGGUGGAUUUAAUGGAACCCAGAUUAAUUUGCAUAGCUUCAGUGACCAAAGUGAUUGGGAGCCUUCUGCGCAUUCACUUUGAAGGUUGGGAUGUUGCGUAUGACCAGUGGUGUGAUUGCGAAAGUCCCGACUUAUUCCCUGUUGGAUGGUGUGAAGUUUUGGGUUACCGAUUGGAACCACCACGAUCUGAUGAAACUGAAGAUAACCAGAAAUCUAAAAAGCUAAUGCCUGGAAAAAUAAAAAGAGGUCGAAAAAAGAUGAUAAGAAAAAAGAAUGAAGACUUUGGAGAAGUGACUGUCAAGAAGGAACCUGAUGAUAACAGUGAUUUAUAUUCUGGCACUGCUGCAUUGUCUGUAGAGGAUUCGAAUUCAGGAUCUGGCUGAAUCCUGUAUAAUUUGAAAUAUGGAUCUCCUUACAACUUCAGUAUUAAGAUAUUUGUUCUGUGAUAUUUAUUUAUUGGGAUUUAUCAUAAUCUUACACCAGCUUUUAUUUUAAACUAUUUAUUUGGUCAUCUCAUGUAGUGGAACUAUCAUUAUAUCAUAAAACAUAAGUUUAAAAGGGGCAGAAAAAUCUGUUUUUAGUUAUUCUUUCAUUUCUGCUUACUUUUCAAAAAUGCUUAUUAAAAACUUAAUACUUAUUUGUUCAUCUUUAGCAUGUUUUCAUCGUAUUUUAUAUUUUAAACUUUACAUCUGGCAUUAUAAUCACUUCCUGCAUUUAAUUGGUAAAAGAAAAAAAAGUCUAGUUUAGAAACAAGCAAGGAAAAACAAAUUAUAUUUUUUGUAAUUUUGUCUCUCGUUUAAAGAUAUGGGAACUUAACGAAUCUUAAAUUAUAUUGCUAAUCUUAAAUUAAAUGUUGAAAUUAAUCAAUGAAAAAAAUUAAAAUGUAUAACAUUGGUUUGUUGUAUUUGUACCUAAAGAACAACAAUCUAGUUAUCAAGUGUGUGUGUGUCUUGGCACUCAGGCGUGUCAUAGAGAGACAAGAUAUGCUGCAAGUUCUCUAUGAUUUCAAGCCUUAUAUUAAUUUUCAAUUUUAAUUUGUUGCUAUUCAAAAUUAAAACGUUUCAAGGAAAAGGUGAAAAAAUUUUGGACUUAUGUGAAAUAUGAGUAUCCUAUCUUAAGUGGGGGGAAAAAAGGCAAUGAAAGUUCUCAUUACCGUUCGUGUAUAUGUGAAGAAUGUUGUGUUUGAUAUUCUGUCAUUUUAUUUUACUGUUAUUGUAAUAUUUUUAAAUUAAAGACAUAUAUGCUACGUGUCAGGCAAAUUUUUAUUUUUGUGUGUACUAUAUUUGUUAGUCCUUAACAGAGCUGGUAUAUACUUGCUGUGGAAUUUUAAAAAAUUCUUUUGCUUAUUUUUUUUCUAUUUUUUAUUGAAAUGUUUAAGCAAAUGAAUUCAUUCUCUCUCGAAAAGAGAGUGGCAUUCUUUUGUUUGAGUAACAACUCUGAAAAAUAAAUCCAUUACCAUUAUGAUAAAUAAAGACUGUCUUUAAUAUUUUUGCAUCAUAUUAUAACUUGAACUUAUAAUAAUAUUGCCGUCAUAAAAAUUUCUGAUACUUGUUUUAUUUUAGAUUUUUUAUUUUAUUUACAUUUAAAAAUUUUAACGAUUCUUGUUCCCGGUGAAAGGUUUCUAUAUGUGUUGAGAUAUUUUUCAAAUUUCUUUAUUCAUUGUUAAAAGCAAAAUAAUUGAAUGAGAAAGCUUAUUUGUUCUUAAUAAAAAAAAUUAAUUUUAUGUCUGUGUAUUUGUUUUAAAUUUUGAAAUCAUAAAGUUUAAAUCAGGUCUAGCCAACACCUGGCCUGCUAGCCACAUGAAUUUAUGAUGUAAACCCAAGACCUUCUAUUAAUAGGUUACUGAAACAAAGAAACCUAACAUAUUAGUAGCUUUUUUUUAUUUCAGGAUUAGCAAAAUAAGUUCAAAAGUUUGAAGAUUUUUCAUGCUCAUUUCAUGUUGACAUCAGUAAUGUUUCUAAAAAACUGGAAAUAAUGUUAAUUGAAUCCCAGUGCAACAAUGAUAUAAAAUAAAUUUUUGAUCUAUGUCCAGAAUUUUUAUUUUUUCAAUAUUUUAAUUAAAUCCUAAAGAUACUUCAACAUUAGAUAUUUAGUGUGACUAUCUGUAAAAUGCUUUUGGCUCCACCAUUUUUCAAAGAUAAAAUUUUUCAAAGAGUCCAUCGCAUUCUUAUUAACUGAUCACAAUUUUGAAAUCCAGCAAAGAUUUGCAAUGUCGAACAUAAAUAUCAUAGAUGAACAAACCUUUUUACUAAAGGUUAUUAUAUUUAUAUCAUAAUAUAAUAAUGAAGUUUGAAUCAUUUUGUGCAGUAAAACUUCCAGGAAAGACCACCUCUAUUUAGGACCACUUUUGGGAGGCACAGAAUUUUUUACAUAGACUUUGUGUUGAAGAAAACCUUUAGGAGAGACCAUCAAAACUUCUCCCAGUGCCUGGGUAAGCCUCCGCACCAAAUGUGGAAAAGGCCAAAAAAGGAAACACCAAAAAAAAAAAUUAUUAAAACAAAAAAUAUUAACCAAACAAAAAGUAUAUUAAUAUAUAUUCAAAAUAUUUGUGUGAAGCUCUUAUUUAGAGAGUUCUUUUUGACGAUCUGUGAAAAAGAUUUAUAACCCCAAGUUGAAGUCAGAUUGCACUAAAGACGAUGCUAUCUAUGAUUCAUUUUUAGAGCUUAAAGUGAAAUUAGAAAGAAGAAAAAGUUCUUUCAGAAAUAACUAAGCAUCUCAAACAGACCUCUUCUCGCCAUUUAAAUCUAACUCAUUGUUAUAUAAAAUUAAAUACAAACUUCAAAAAACAUAAUUGUUUAUUUAUUUAAAAUAGUUCUAUCAUUCAUAAUUGGUAAAUUUGUUUUUAGACAAUAAUUAUGUCUGUGAGAAUAAUUUUUAUUGACGCUAAAUUUUGACAAGUGGCACCCGAAAAAAUGACACUGACUAAAGUUAAAAUCGUUUGCAAAAAAUCAUGUACCUUCUAUAUCAUUUUAAAAUCGAUGGAGGUAACACCUAAGAACCACCACAAUCUCCAUUAACAGGGAUUUUACUGCGGAUUCACUGUAUUUGUAUUAUCGUGGUUUGUUUAUUAAUACCACACUGUUAACUUAGACACAUAUAUAACAUAAAACGUAGAAUAGAUUUGGACAUUAUAGAAAGACACCAUAGUAUGUGAUCUGUUUAUCAAUGAACUUUGUGGCGAUUGUAGUUGGCACAAACUCUCUCUUUCCAAUCUUAGUCACUGCCACAGUAUUAUAUUUUCAAAAACAUGUUUAUCAGAAGUACAGCUCACUUAAAAGUUUCUCAUCAGCAAAGUGGCUUUUUAAAUCAUUUGGGUUGGUCUGAUCUGAUUUAGAUAUUUCCAAAAUUUGAGCACUCUUAUUUCCGUUUGUAUUAUUAUUUUGUGUUUUCUCAAAUGAAUACUAAGUGGCAUCUAGCCUUGUAAAAAUUUAAGCUUAGAUUGAAUGAUAUUUGCAUAUCUAUUAUAAAAUUUUUUCUCCUGACUUUGUAUAAAGUCUAUAAAAAUAUGCAUACACUUAAAUUGAUAACUUAUAAAAGUAAUCUAUCGAUUCAUAUGUAAUUUUUCCACCAAAAAAGGAAUAUUUUCUUACUUGUUAUUGUAGUUUAUUCAAUACUCUGUACUUUUGGAAAAUUUUAUUUCCUCACUUGAUAAAAUUUUCUCUUACUGUGGAGAUGGACAUGUAAGCUUCUUUUAUUUAUUUGUUUUUGAGAGUUUUUUGUAGAUGGUGUAUUUAGUUCAUUAUUUCGAUAUUUAACCUGGUAACAAUAAAAUAUAGUUUAAUAAGAUGUAUACUUUUUGCAAGGUAUUAUCCAAAGUUUAUUUGAAUGGAGUAUAAUUAAAUACUUUUAUUUUUAAAUGAAAGUAUUAUAUAUUUGAUUUUCAAUUAAUUAUGUAUAUUGUUUACAUAUGUGGUUUUGAGUUUGAUUGACUUUUUUCUGAAAAACAGCGAAAAGAGAAAUAAUUUUUGUUCAUUAAAUUUUGUUGAAAAAAUCAAAUUACUCUGCUAAAAGCUAUUUUUCUAUUUGUAACUUAAAUUGAAGUUUAACCUGAUAAUCUAGAAUACUUUUGUAAUAUGAAACGUUUACAUAGGGUUAAUUAAAUAAAGAAAAAAAAUUUCUUUUUUGUACAAUUCAUUACUUGCAGAGGAAAAUGAGAGGUUCAUUGAAAUUUUGAAAACAAUGUGUGUCAUUUAAAAUUAUUGCUUACUUGUAAAAACUUUAUUCUGAAAAGGCAAUUUUGAUAUGAAUGCAAGAGAAUGUUCUUAACUCAUAAAAUUUUGUUUCGAUUGCUGAUGUAUAAAUGAUUUGAUUAUAAAGUUCAUAAAAUUCUUUUUUGAAUUACACUCAAACUUUUUCAUAACGAAAGCAUAGGGACUGAAAUAAUUGCUUUCAAAUUCAUUAGUGAUCCAGAAAAUUUUUAAUAAAAGUUCAUUUUUUAUCAUAUUUUAAUUAACUCUGCUACGAAGGAAGUAUUAUGUUAUUUAUGAUUUAACUGGGUUUUUUUUGCAAUUAUUCAUUAUAUAACACUCAUGGAAUAAAAUUCAAUAAACUAGAACAUUACUAAUAGCAUGUAAUUCCAAAAAUUCAAAUAUUUGAUCAGAAUCAUAGAUGCAUAAGAUUGAAGCACUUUAUUAUUUUAAACAAAAUCUUUUACAAAAGUGUAUUUUAUUAAGCCACGGCCAUCUUAAUCUCAUGCUCAUGCUGGUGUUUUUCUUGUUACUUCAAUUUAGUUUGUAUUUUUGUUAUUUGUUUAUUUAUUUUUUGCUGCUCUGUUAUGACUCAACUGAUCAAUUGUUUGAGUCACUGUUAACUCUCAACAUAUUGAGUAAUUUAUAAUAAAAUAAAUGAGUGUCCUCUCAUUGUUACCCAUUGCAGUGAAUGAAGAACUGUCUUAAACAAAGCACAAAUGCCACCAGUGAUUGCAAUUCGUAAUAACAUUCUGUGUUACUAAAUAUGGCAUCAAUAAAUAAAAAAUAUGCUAUCCUAUUUUGUAAUUGUGCUGUACUGUUUGCAAUAUGACGUGUACUAUUUACCAUUCAAUUUGUUAAUCCAUUUAACUUUAGCUGAAGACAUAAAAAACUGAAAAUAACACUCAAAACUUGACAACCCUGACGCAUGUUUUGUGUCCUGAUAUUAAUUUUCUUAAGCCGAUUUACGACUCACAAUUUUAUUUAUAAAUUGCAGAAAAAUCUGAGAAUUCUAAAAUUAUUCACUGGUAAAAUUAUUUCAGGAGAUUUAAAUGCAAAUCUUAACGAUAAAAUUUCUUUGAAAACCAAACCUGUUCUCUCAUUAUCUUGUAAACAUAAGAUAAGAGGAAUAAUACAAUGGAAGUUUUUAAAAUUCUGUUCUGGUUUAAGAAUUUUGUUAUAUUCUUCGCUCAGUUUCCCUCCAUUCUACAUUUCAACUAAAAGAGAGUUUUAAAGCGAUUUCGUAGAAAAAGAAAUUUCUACAAACACAUAAUUUUCUUUCCUGAUGUCUUUCAAUAAAAUAAUUUUCAAAAAGUUUAUAAAAAAUUUCUUGUUAAAUUCAUAUUAUGCUCGUAGCAAAUAGCAGUAUGAUUUUACAUUGCUUUUUAAACAUUAGACCUAACAUUUUUUUUUUUUUAAAUCUCUUGCUAUAUACAUAAUCUCCUUUAUUUUGGUACUCAGAGUAAACAAGAUUAACAGUAAAAAUAAGCUAUUCUUGCUGCAUAAAGCACAAAAAAAAAAGAAGUUUUAAAUUUAUUAAUACAUAAAGAUAAAGCAAAAUUGUAUUCUAAGAUAAAUUUACAACCAAUUUUCUUAGAAAAUGUUAUCUAAGUAUAUGAAAAGCCCUCAAAAGUUCGUAUUCAUUUUUUUAUUUUUAUGUUAUCUACCAUGAAAGUCAUGUAAUUGAAUGAGAUGUUAAUAUGUUGUCUUUUGCUUAUUUUUAAAUAAAAGAUUAUAUUAAUUUUAAUUUCCAAAUUUUUGUGUUGUCCCUAAGAUGUGGAUAUUUACCUGUCAUGUUUUAGUUAUUCUAAAAAUUCACUAUUAUGUACUAACUCAUACAUUUUUGUUAGAAACUUGUGAGAAUUUUUAUUAAAUUUAUAAAAUUUUUAAA